This is a messenger RNA of Phytophthora nicotianae INRA-310, 1734 nucleotides long. RefSeq lists its product as hypothetical. Bases 4 to 1674 code for a protein of 556 amino acids. The record is from RefSeq and is a predicted model, not a curated record. NCBI's taxonomy places the organism in Eukaryota, Oomycota, Peronosporomycetes, Peronosporales, Peronosporaceae. Gene Ontology annotation, molecular function: ATP hydrolysis activity; ABC-type transporter activity; ATP binding. Gene Ontology annotation, cellular component: membrane. The transcript has a single exon. Gene Ontology annotation, biological process: transmembrane transport.
CUCAUGGACGUUAUCGCUGGACGAAAGACUGGAGGCAAGAUCACCGGCCAGAUCCUGCUGAAUGGCCACCCGGCCACCGACCUCUCUAUCCGUCGAUCCACGGGUUACUGUGAGCAGAUGGACAUUCACUCCGAGUCGGCUACCAUCCGUGAGGCACUCACGUUCAGCGCGUUCCUGCGUCAGGGAGCCGAUGUUCCCGAUAGCUUCAAGUAUGACUCGGUGAACGAGUGUUUGGAGUUGUUAGACUUGCACCCGAUCGCCGACCAGAUCAUCCGUGGCAGCUCCGUGGAGCAGAUGAAGCGAUUGACAAUUGGCGUGGAGCUGGCAGCUCAACCGAGUGUGUUGUUCUUGGACGAACCGACGAGUGGACUUGACGCUCGCUCUGCCAAGCUUAUCAUGGACGGUGUGCGCAAGGUGGCGAACACUGGUCGUACGGUGGUGUGCACGAUUCACCAGCCAUCGACAGAAGUGUUCAGUGUUUUUGACAGUCUGUUGCUACUGAAGCGUGGUGGUGAGACGGUGUUCGCUGGAGAACUUGGUAAGAACGCCAGCGAGAUGAUUGCUUACUUUGAAUCGAUUAACGGUGUGGCAAAGCUGGAGGACAACUACAACCCAGCAACGUGGAUGCUGGAGGUUAUCGGUGCGGGUGUGGGCAACAGCAACGGCGACAGGACCGACUUUGUGAAGAUCUUCCAGUCGAGCAAGCACUUUGAGCUUCUCCAGGCAAACCUGGAUCGUGAAGGCGUAUCUCAUCCGUCGCCGUUGAUGCCUCCUCUGGAGUACAGCGACAAGCGCGCUGCAACGGAGUUAACUCAGGCCAGAUUCCUGAUCCAGCGCUUCUUCAGGAUGUACUGGCGCACAGCUUCGUACAACUUGACUCGCUUCUUCCUGGCAUUGAUUCUUGGACUUGUGUUCGGCAUCACGUAUGUCAGUGCCGAGUACACGUCGUACGCCGGUAUCAACUCAGGCAUGGGUAUGCUCUUCUGCACGACUGGAUUCCUCGGCUUCAUCUCAUUCAGCAGCGUCAUGCCAAUGGCAUCCCAGGACCGUUUGGUAUUCUACCGCGAGCGAGCUGCACAAACGUAUAACGCGCUCUGGUACUUCGUGGGAUCAACAGUCGUCGAGAUCCCGUAUGUCUUCUUCAGCACGAUGCUGCUCAUGGCACCAUAUUUCCCGAUGGUCGGGUUCACAGGAGGGGCCACAUUCUUCGCUUAUUGGCUUCAUCUUUCCAUGCACGUGUUGUGGCAAGCGUAUUUUGGCCAGCUCAUGUCGUACCUCAUGCCGACAGUCGAAGUAGCUACGAUCUUCGGGGUGCUACUCCAAAUGAUCUUCUUCCUCUUCAACGGCUUCAACCCUCCGGGAGCGUCGAUCCCUCAAGGUUACAAGUGGUUGUAUCACAUUACACCGCAUAAAUACUCGCUGGCUUUGGUUGCAUCCCUGGUCUUUGGUGACUGUCCAAGCGAUGGAGACGGCUCGGAAAUUGGAUGCCAGGUUAUGACUGGGCUGCCACCUUCACUUCCUGAGGAUAUGACUGUCAAGGACUACCUAGGGGACGUCUUCGCAAUGAAGCACAGCGAGAUCUACAAGAACUUCGGCUUCGUCUUGGGAUUCAUUGUGGUGUAUCGCUUCCUCGCGCUACUUGCACUGCGCUUCGUCAACCACCAAAAGAAGUAAAUGCCAUGCAUUAGUGAUAUAAUAAUUGAAACGCUCGAGAUGCUUUGAAUUUCUAAAACA